Rodentolepis nana is the source of this 2784-nucleotide messenger RNA. NCBI's taxonomy places the organism in Eukaryota, Metazoa, Platyhelminthes, Cestoda, Cyclophyllidea, Hymenolepididae. The record is from the annotation of a GenBank genome assembly.
AUGUCAACUCCAGAUGCCGGCGUUGGUCGAACUGGAACAUACAUUUGCAUUGAGAGUCUAAUUCGUCAGUUGGAUGCGGAGAAUCAAGUGAACAUUCGUGGCUUCCUCGAACACAUCCGUCAACAACGCAUGAAGCUCGUUCAAACUGAGUGGGUCGGUCAUUGGAUGACACCAAUGCGCUCUACCUCACAGGUGGUCAUGCCAACCGUUGUGUUGUUGAAUGUUGAUAGUGUGGUAGUGCAAUUGAUUGAUAUCUUUUCUUCCCUUUUUCCCCCCAAACAGCAACAAUAUGCGUUCAUCCAUGAUGCCCUAAGAGAGUAUUUACUUUGCCCGAAUCACGAAAUGUCGGCAAUGGCUUUUCCGACUUAUGCUCAAUGUCUUCGAAGAGCUGACGCUAAUGGAGUAACUGGUUUACAGAAACAAUUUGAAAUUUGCACUGACUACAUGCCUCGUGUGUACGAGUUCACAGAAGCCCGUAAACCGGUGAAUAUCCCGAAAAAUCGUCUCUCUAGACGUCUCCUUCCAACAGACUUGCGUCGAGUUGCCCUGCCUUCUGAAGGUAGAGCGGAAGGAGCAAGUUACAUCAAUGCUUCAGUUGUCCAAGGAUAUCAUCGAUUGCAUGAAUUUAUCGUCACUCAGCAUCCUAUUCCUGAUUCUACGGAGGCGGACUUUUGGAGGAUGGUUUGGGAUAAGAAUUCACCUCAUGUUGUGGUUUUGUCUUCCACGGAUUCAGAAAGUGGAGAAUUCCCAGACUUUUGGCCUACCAAUGCUCACGAUCCGCUUGAAAUUGGAUGGCUUCGAGUUGGAUUCUGUUCUAGUGAAACUGUCAGUGAUGGCUUAACUCGCUAUGAAUUCCUUCUUUCUUCAUCGCGGGAAGACUAUGCUCUUACCUGUCAGCUGUGGCGUCUUCAUAAUUGGGCCAGCAACACUAAUGAUGAAUCGGCUUGUAGUGACUUCUUAAAGCUGCAAUCCGUUCUUGUCUCGAAUAGCGCUUCUACAGCUAAUGGAUCUACUAUUGUUGUGGAUGAUUACGGUGGAAAUAGAGCUGGAAUCUUCGUUGCUGUCAAUUUCCUGAUCAACCAAUUCAAUCUUUCCGGAAAUAUUGAUGUCUACUACAUUGUCAAGAUGCUCCAUCUCCAACGAACUGGUAUCUUUCAGUCUCCGGCUGAUCUUGACUUUAUUUAUUCCAUAAUGGAGGAAUUCUUGUUGGAGAUGCAGCAACAGGAUGACAGCAGUUCCUUCCUAGGAGGUUGUAAUGAGACUUCAUCUUCACCUGGUUAUGCCAAUUUGAGCCUUUUUAACGGCAAAUCUCUCUUGUCCCCACUUACCACUUCGAAUUCCAAAUGUUCCAGUGCAAACGGUGACGUCCUUCCCCCUCCUAAAUCAACCACCCUCUUUCCUCUUAUUGCCUCUGUUGAAUCUGAGGAUGAGAAGAUACUGGAGGAAGAUGAGUUGAGAUCAACACAUGCCAUGGUUCCUGCAACCGAAUCCGCCCUCGAACUUCAUUCCCUCUCCUCUGACGCAACGGCUGGUGACUCCUCGGUUAACCCUUCCCUGAUCGGUGUCCUAACCCCGGUGAAGCGACCUCUUACCAAUGGAUUCGUUGUGAAGGAGACUAUCUUGCCACAUCCUCUCCCUCCACCCCCCAACCAAUCACCCCCUACAUGGCCAGUAGAUGAUAUUGAUGGAUCAGAUGAUCCCACUCCCACUACAUCUCUGGUUAUUGAGGGGGGUGAGAGUAGUUUCCACCUUAAUGGAACUGUAGAUGAAAUGACUAUGUCUUCCUCUGUAUCACCAACUCUUGGAGCACCGUCCAAUGGUUCUGGGAGUGUUUCUCGUCAGCCUCCACCUGUUAGGUUGCCAGUUCCUAAACGUCCCCCACUGACCCCCUCUGCAAUAUUCACUCUCAUUCAGACGAUUAAGGAGACUGGAAGACGUCUAGGGAUGAGUGAUGUUGCUGUGGCCACAGCUUGUACAAUCUUUCAUCGAAUGGUGCGUGUGCUCACAGUAGGAGAGGAGACGGGUCCGUUUGCGAAUGUGGCUGCUGGGGAGACAGGAGGAGGAGGGGAUGGCGCUCCGCAAGUCGCUCAGGCCCAACCCGCUACCUACUCGGCAACGAAUGAUAACCCCUUGCCCUCCGCUAUUGAUGGAUCGAUUAGGUCAAGUCUGGGUGAUGUGGAUCCUUAUACCAUGGCUAUGGCAUGCAUCAGUCUGGGUGCCAAGGUACAGGAAGAACACCAGCGUCUCCGUGAUGUUAUUGUCGCUUACUACAGAACUCUCCAUAAGACGAAACGUCCUCCACUCGAAGUAGGCGAUGACUACGAUCGCCUUCGCAAAAGUCUGGUCAACGCCGAGCUCUUCCUCAUGCGUCUCCUUGGUUACGGGGUUAGAACUCGGGCAGAUCUUCCGCAUGCCUACCUCCUUCACUACCUCUCGGCCCUUCUGCAUUGGAUUGGAAAGGGCAUUGUUCACCCUCCUACAGACGGUCGUGGUGGUGACUCAUUUGACCCCUCCGAGGUGUCCUAUGCGAAUAAUAGCGAAAUGGCCUUGGCUAGACUCCCUGGUUUGGCUUGGGGAAUCCUCAUGGAUUCAUAUCACGCUCCGUUGUGUGUGGAUUACGCACCAGAGUAUAUUGCGGCGUCGAUUCUGCAUUUGUCUUUGAGAAUUGCUGGAGUGGAAGUUCCGGGAAACAGGCAUUCCGAUGUGGCUUGGUGGCAGGUACAUUUCUUACCUGCUCUCUACUUCUUUGAUAAAAUCCCCUUUCUUCAAAAAGAAACAAUUUAA